AUGGCCGUCGCCCACGCGCCGCAGCGCCGCCGGGGCGUGCUCCUCCUCCUGCUCAUCGCCGCGCUCGUGGCGGCGCUGCCGGCUACCUGCGCCGCGGCCAGGAGCAAGAAGUCGUACACGGCCAUCUUCAGCUUCGGGGACUCGCUCUCCGACGCCGGCAACCUCAUCGUCAACGGCACUCCCAAGGCGCUCACCACCGCGCGCCCGCCCUACGGGAUGACCUUCUUCCGCAAGCCCACCGGCCGCUGCUCCAACGGCCGCCUCGUCGUCGACUUCCUCGCCGAGCAUUUCGGGCUGCCACUGCCACCGCCCUCACAGGCCAAGGACAAGGACUUCAAGAAGGGCGCCAACUUCGCCAUCACCGGCGCGACGGCGCUGGAGUACUCCUUCUUCAAGGCGCACGGCAUCGACCAGCGCAUCUGGAACACCGGCUCCAUCAACACCCAGAUCGGCUGGCUCCAGGACAUGAAGCCGUCUCUCUGCAAAUCGGAGCAAGACUGCAAGGAUUACUUCAGCAAGUCCCUGUUUGUGGUCGGGGAGUUUGGGGGCAAUGACUACAAUGCGCCUCUGUUUUCUGGUGUCCGGUUUUCUGAAAUCAAGACUUAUGUGCCCCUUGUUACAAAGGCCAUCGCCAACGGCGUUGAGAAAUUGAUCGAGCUUGGGGCAACAGACUUGUUGGUGCCCGGCGUUCUCCCAAUUGGUUGCUUCCCGGUGUACCUGACGUUGUACAACACCAGCAGCAAAGCAGACUACAACGCCCGCACUGGGUGCCUUCGGAGGUACAACCGCCUCGCCUUCCACCACAACAGGGAGCUGAAGCAGCAGCUUGAUGAGCUUCAGAAGAAGUACCCCAAGACAAAAAUCAUGUAUGGGGAUUACUUCAAGGCUGCAAUGCAGUUUGUCGUCAGCCCUGGAAAAUUUGGUUUCAGCACGGUUUUGCAAGCAUGCUGCGGCGCAGGAGGGCAGGGCAACUACAACUUUAACCUGAAGAAGAAGUGUGGCGAGCAGGGCGCAAGUGUGUGCUCCAACCCGUCGUCGUACGUGAGCUGGGACGGCAUCCACAUGACUGAAGCUGCAUACAGGAAGGUCGCUGAUGGCUGGUUGAAUGGCCCGUAUGCUGAACCCCCAAUUCUCAAGUCAUAA
Messenger RNA from Miscanthus lutarioriparius, 1143 nucleotides. The record is from the annotation of a GenBank genome assembly. Lineage: Eukaryota; Viridiplantae; Streptophyta; Magnoliopsida; Poales; Poaceae.